Molecule: messenger RNA, 930 nt
Organism: Aphidius gifuensis
Lineage: Eukaryota; Metazoa; Arthropoda; Insecta; Hymenoptera; Braconidae
Product: acyl-CoA Delta-9 desaturase-like
Exons: 5
Coding region: 1-930 (309 amino acids)
Biological process (GO): unsaturated fatty acid biosynthetic process
Cellular component (GO): endoplasmic reticulum membrane
Molecular function (GO): iron ion binding; stearoyl-CoA 9-desaturase activity
Source: RefSeq, a predicted model, not a curated record
AUGGAUAAAAUUAAAAGUUAUUUUGAGUUUGAAAAUAGUUUAAUUUGGAAAAAUGUUAUUGCUAUCGUAAUUUUUCAUGCACUUACAAUUUAUACAAUUUUAACAUUUCCAUAUCGUCAAAAUAAAAUGCUGAUGUUAUGGGCAUAUAUAGUUGCACAUAUUAGCGGGCUCGGAGUUACAGCAGGUGUUCAUAGACUUUGGACACAUAGAGCAUACAAAGCUAAAACUCCAUUACGAAUAUUUCUUGCUCUAUGUUAUUGUACUGCUGGUCAGAAUAGAAUAUAUGAGUGGGUGAGAGAUCACAGGGUUCAUCAUAAAUUCUCAGAAACAACAGCCGAUCCUCAUAACAGCAGUCGUGGUUUUUGGUUCAGUCAUGUUGGUUGGUUAAUGAUGAAAAAACAUGAAGAUGUAUACGAACAAGGCAGAAAAAUAGACAUGAGUGAUAUUGAAAAUGACAAAGUUGUCUCAUUUAUUGACAAACAUUUUACAAUUAUGAAAAUAAUGUGCUGUUUUGUGAUUCCUGUUGUUAUACCAGUUUAUUUAUUCAAUAGUCCAUGGAAACUGACAAUAUUAUCACAAGUACUUAUGCGUUAUCCUUACGUACUGAAUAGUACUUGGAGUGUUAACAGUUUUGCUCAUCUAUGGGGAUAUAGAAGUUACAACAAAUCAAUUGGACCAGCUGAAAAUUUAUUUGUAAUACUGUUGAGUGGUGGUGAAGGAUUUCAUAAUUAUCACCAUGCUUUUCCAUGGGAUUAUAAAGCAUCUGAAUUUGCCCAUACUAUAUUUAAUCCAACAACAGCAUGGAUUAAUUUUUUUCAUAAAAUGAAUUGGGCUUAUGAUCUCAAGAAAGCAUCUCCAGAACAUAUAAAAAAAAUUGCUGAAAAACAAGGCGAUGGAAGUUGGGUUGAUCAUUAUGAAAAAAGUUAUUAA